AUAUACUUAAGCCGGCCCUAGAAGAUGCCAUCAAAAUCCAUGACUUCACAGCAACCAGGUGCGGGAACUUCAAGGAAGCGUCGCCACUUGUCUUUCGUUCUUGCGCUUUUUCUGGCUUACCAAGCGUCUUAUCGUGGUAAGAGUGGUGUUUUUGGCGUCGUAAAAGGGUAAUUUACUGAUACAGAAGAAAUCAUUUUUCUCUUUAGUGUCCCUUUGGUCCCCAGAUAUUUUUUGCUUUUUUUUAAGUAGCGACAAGGUUUGAAGCACCGCCGACGAAUCUCGAUCAUUGCAGCCAUUUUUCUUCCUAACGCUGUUACUAAAAUUACUUAGCAACAUUGUAUUCUAGUAAACAGUGCUUUGAAAGAUGGGAAAAUGAGCCUGCGGAGUCCAAUUUAUAGUGUAAACUUUCAUUCACGAUAAUACAAACUUUAUAACCAUGCAUAAGCCGCACAUGAAAUCGAAAGUGUAUGAAUAGCAGCGCCGGCAAAACGAAGCGUCGACGGCUUACGUGAAUCCUGUUUUGGGGGUGUGAGGCAACGGACUCGCGGGUAGCCCUGGCAGUAAAUUGUUGUUUUACCUGUGAUGUGAAUGAACUCCAGUGUGAGAACUCUUGUUAUUGUGUUGAUACUAAGUGGACUGAAGUCGGCCCUAAAUCGAGUUGCUGUUUCGAGUCCUGACAUGUGACUGUCAACUUUCUUUUUUGGCAAAGUUGCCUUGAUGGGUCCAGUUGUGCCAUCAUGGAUGCCGUGGUAGCGGUAGCCAUCAGUGUGUUAGCAGUGGUGUUUGUCAGCUCCCUGGUUGCCCUGAUCGUGGUAUGCCGGCAUCGGUACUGCUCCAAUAAAGACCACCUCAGCCGUCAGCUACAGGACUCACGGCCUGAUGUACACCUGAUCCACAGUCAGAAUGAAGCAGCUGACAUGGAGCUUGAUGAUGUUCGCUUGCACCCGGACAUUGAGAAGAUUUUGGCAGAUGAGCAGUGGGUAGAUGAUGCUACGGGACUUGUACCACACUGCCUGGCUGUUCUGAAGACAUGUCACCAGCUGACCGAGCGCUUGGUGACUGCCUCGAUGGGUUCGGUUCGGCGACCGGCAACACAGGCGCAGCUGACCGAGCUGGCUCAGCUUGCACAGAGGGUCGGUCCACGGGUGGACGACGUGGUGCGGGCCAUGUACCCACCCUUGGACGCUAGGCUACUGGAAGCACGUUGCACUGCCCUGAUGCUGUCUGUUGUUCACCUGACAUUGGUGAUGCGUUCCUUCUGUGGCCAGCCCAGCAACCCUGGCUGGAUUGAUGAGUACUUGGCACAUGCUGAAGGACACCUUCAGGUUCUUCGCGAGGCUGGCCUCGCUGCAGAUGCCACAAGCCAGCAGAUGCCGCAGGCUGGUGAUGUCUCUGUGCAGCAGCAAAUGGCCACUGGCAACGUCUCCACAUGGAGGGCAAGUGUUGACCGCCAUGUAUCAGCGUGACGUCAUUGGCCGACUUUUACUGUUGUGCUGAGUUUAGAUUCACAACUUGCUCCUGUGUUGAAUGGUUAUGUGAUUUGGCUCACAACUAAGGGUGAGUCACAGAGUGUAAUUUCUUUAGACAAAGUAUUUCUGAGCACUAGGAUGAAGUCUGUAGACAGAUACUGCAUCAAUGUUUAUGCUGAAGUGUGUUACCAUUUUGGUGGAUUUCCUGCCAGACUUAGCAGCUUUUUGGCUUGUCUAGCUAAAAAGAUUCACUUUUUGAGAAUACUGGAUUUUUUAGCUGAUUUGGGAUGAGAUUUUUCUUGCAUAACUUUUUUUAAAUAUUUGCAACAAUAUCGAACCAGCUUGCACAAGUUUUAGUGGAAUGACAUCUGUGAUUUGUAGUGUUUUCUACAGUAUGGACUUUGCUAUGAAAUGAGCAUUAAUGCAACUCUUCUGUUGCGUUUUGCAUUAUAGAACAUGAAGGAGAACCUUUAGAAUGUUAUUCGGUAAGCAGUUUGUUGUUGACACAAAUGAGUCUUAUAUCUGCCUUGCAUUUGUCGCAUCACAAACUUUCAGGCCUUAGAAAUGCCUCUUUACUGUAUCUGCAAAUUUUGUUAAGGAUUUCUUUGCAGAAAAGUUUUUAAUGGAUUGAAGACAUUUAGCAUAUUUUAGCAGCAUUUGAAUGUUGAUUUAGAAUUACUGGUUCAACAAGCAGACACAGAAGUCACGAAAAAUAUUUGUGCACUGACAUCCUUCCAUUAUCAUUUUCUUCCCAUUAUGUUGCUCUCAAGUGCAUUGGCAGAAUGGGCAGCAGUAGAGUGAAGUGCCAGCAUCCUGAGAGCAAAAAUGUCACAUCUGUAAAAGCCUUCACUAUUGUGAAGUCUUGUGAAUUUCAUUGUCGACUGGCUUCACCUAGUUAUAGCUAAUAACAUAGUUGAGCCCCUUGGUUCCCCUCAUUAUUCUCACUGCACUAUAGGUGACGUCUAAAACAUGGCGGCCAUGACGUGUUUGUGACUCUGCAGUUACUUCCAACGCAUGCAGUUUGCAAAAACAUAGCCUUUGAGAUCUGUUUCUGUUACUCAGAGGGAACUGUCAGUGGGGCGUGAAUUUGGACACCACCUAUUGUGAAAUGUUAUGCUGUUAUACAGUAGAGCUUGAGUGAUGCGUUCUUGGUUGUCUUACUGGCUGCUAUGUUGCGUUAAUGCAGUCCCGGUGAAAAGUCCAUACACUCUUCCCAUUUAUUGUAUUUCCAUUUGCCUGCCACAUUUCACUGUCACAUUCCUUCAUGUUACAUUGCACUUUCCAUGAAAUGGUGGCGUAAGUUGUGCAAUAUGCAGAGGGAAUAAAAGUUUGUUGUGCAGACGUCUUUUAUAUCGUGGAUAAUGAGCUUCGUUUACAUGUAUGCUGGCUUCCAUGGCAUGUCACUCCCUCCAUCAGGCAGCUAACCCCAGCGAAUCAUUAUGAUCGUCAUUUGCAGCUAGUAGCUAUCUGAUUGUAAAUGCAUAGAAAGGCAUGAAGCACACGACAGCUGCCAGUCACAAUAGCCAGGGUAGUGUCUCUAGUAACACCAGUGUGAUUCUUUUAAAACCUUGAAGGUCAGCUUUGAAAAAUAAGCCAUUUUCAAAUCAAAAUUACAAUGUCUCCUUACCUUUUGCUAGGCUUUUAGCUGCUGGUGUUUCCUGCAUCUUGGAAUUUUGUUUCUCCGUGAGAAAUGUUUCACUAGGGUUUUACUUCAUUGUUUUAAUUAAGUAAUGAUCACAGAAAAUGACUGUUUUGGAAUGCAUUUGGUAUGAGGCUGGUCACUUGCCAAGUGUGUAGUACAAUUUGAGGUGACAAGACAGACCUUGACUUCUUCCUGUGCGAUGCUCUUCCUGGAAUUGCCAUUGUGACUUGUUUCCCAUCUUUAGCAAUCUCUGAGCAGGCUGAUCGAGAAUGUGGCACCUAGAUACUGGUUUCCAACAGAUAUUUGUUGGACUUAAUCAUUACAUUAUGUGGUAUUUUCAUAAACCUUCUUGAUGUUGUAUGAGCAGAGACACAGAGGCUUUUGUUCACGAUAUUGUAGCCUCUUGAUUGCUUUACUUGGACUGAAAUUCUCAUGUAUUCCUUGCAGAGGUGUGAAUGAGCCAUUGUGUAUGGCUUUUUGACAACUGCGAAAUGUUUUGCUUAAUGAUAAUAGUAGUGUUGCUUCUACCAUCAAAGAGAUAUAUAGGUCGAAUCUCAAGUUACAGUUAGCACAAACACAAUUCAGCCAUGGUCAUUUCCUUAGAUAGAAUUUGACGCAAUGCAUGUAUAAGUGGAGGUACCACUAUGCAGUUCAUACCCGAGACAUGCACCAAUUAAUUCAAACAAACUUGCCUUCUGGCACAUACUGCUUAUAAAUAGAUGUCAUAGUACAAGUAAGUACAACAUGUUACUAGUCAGCAUGCGACUAAACAUGAAGAUGGUGACAGUACACAUGUGGUUAUUUGUACAUUGCCAGCUGAUGCAGUCUUAUUGGUUUGAGCUGUGAACCACGACAUGAUAUUACAGUACAGUUGUGUCUUUUAACUGUCAUGUGAUUCUUGAGAUGUACUGUAUUGAGAUUGUGAGUGAGUGACAGCAUGUGUGAUGAAAACACCACUAGCAUUAGUUUCCUGAGCCAUCGUGACUUGUGGAGGAGACCUUUUUUGAGGCUGAUUUUGCAUAGAUAUGUUCAAAGGGCUGCACAGCCUAAGUGUCUGUAGGAGAAAAGUGCUUGUCAUUGCACAUAUGCUAUAGCAUACAACACUGAAUGAGGAGGAGCAUGUUUAAUAUAGCGCAGUACUCAGUAUGACGAAUUAUUGGACAUAAUGAAAGUAAAUCAAAACUGUUUCUCACUGAUAUCAGUAUGUAGUGAAUAUAUGCUUAUAAUAAAUAACUGAUAUAACAAAGUGUUUUUAUGCCAGAUACGACUGCAUUAUAACAAUGUUCAACUGUAUUUUAAUGUGUCAGUACAGCAUAUCUAUUUCAUAAACUUACAUAAUUUUCUUACAUGUGCGAUUGUUGUACCUUAGCUGUUUCUUUUUUAUUUUUUUUCAGAUCAAAUUAUUUACUCUUAUAAAAAGGUACAAAUGAUAGAUCUGAUGGGGUGUUGCAAACACCGUGUGUAUACUGGUGAUAUUUUGUACAUGUUUCUGGAGUUUGCUGAAAAUGUGCAGAUAUAUUUGGCGAACUUCGACAGCUGCAGUAACCAAGGUGCACAUUGUUUACUGUGAAGCCAGGGUGGCAUUAUUUGAUAGAUAGAUACUCUUGGCAUCUGACUUGCAUUUUUAUUUCUUAAUAAGGAUCUGUACAGUUUUGCUUCCUAAGUCCUAUAAGUGCACUCAUGUAAAUUAUUUGCUCCCUCGCAUAUUAAGAAGCCAUUGUUUGAUAUGUUAAAAAAUGUCGGGCUCUCUUCACUUUCUGGACAUUCUGGUCUUUCCACACGUAACAGUAUAGACUGAGAAAACGCUAGACAAAACCACGUCAUUAAGCUAAAGCUUCUGAGUAUAGCAAAUAGGUUGCAUAAAUAGGCAGCCAAGACUAGACCAUUGUCAAAUAAAGAAAGAAUUAAAGCUCAUUUCUGAGCACUUAUUCAACUGGAGAGCUUUUUAGGCUUUUCACUGAAUAUCACAAAUAAGUGAUUAAAUAUCUUAAUGCAAAACUAAAUGAACAAAAAAAAAUUGAGAAACAUUUUUAAGGAAUAAAAUCAUGAAACUACUUAUGGCCGUAAUAAGCAAUGAUGUCCUAGAACAAAGCCAUCAAAUGUGCCUUUAGUUUUAGGGAUCAGUGAAGCUUGCCCUUCACUUUAAUUUUUUUAUUAUUUAUUUUUUUACUCUGACACCUCUCUCUCUUUUUUUUUUUUAAUAACCACUUAAAGCGCUCAAGCAUCAUCUGAUUUUAUAUUUGCUCUUUGUGUCGCUUAAAAUGACACAUUUCCUGCUGCCUUGGCUUUGAUAUACAACUCAUGAAAAGUUAGGCCACUCAUGGAAACCAAGUGGCCUUGCCUUUUUAAUUGACUCAUCAAGACUGCUAAUUGGGCUAGUUGAAAUGUUGGAUUCAUAGUUACAAAAGUUUAAUGCAAACACAAGGGACGAAGAAGUUAAUGCAUGAAUGUAUUCUAUUGAAUGCAUAUUGUUUUCAGGUUGGAGUGGCCAGGACAAUCAUUUCAUUGCAGUGACUUGCAUAGUGUUGAGUGGUGCUGCAUUUUGUAUGGCUACAUGUACAAUCCUGCACAUUCCAAGGCCCUAUCUACAUGCCUUAGACAAGUGUACAUAGCGUAGUAUCCUGCUUUUGUUAGUGUCAUGUACGUCAUGGAAUCUGUGUGUACUCACAUUUUACCUGAAGUGUACCUGUUUUACUUUGCUUUUGGUUCUCACAUACAAAGGUGAUUGUGCUUCUGCUUUUCAACAUAUUAUGACAUGUGCACAUGUUAAGAAAGCUUCCUUACAAUUGCUUCCGAGUAUUUAGUACUCAUUACAUUCUUUUUUUUGUGUGUUUGUGCAUUUAUUGGUGUGCACUCUGGCCUUCGGCAUAUUCAUACUAUUUAUUCCUGUGGCUCUUCCUUAAAGAUCGACAUAGUUUUGCCUGCUGUUUCAUACUGAUGUAUCUCUGCUUCUCAUUAUGCUUUGUAGUGGUCCUGAAGCACUUUUUCGGCUAAUCAUGGAAUGGCCUUACUAUUAAAAGACUUCAUCACACGAAUCUCAUGCCAUAAUACUGUUUCAGAUCAGACAAGUAUAAGUGAAGUCAUUGCACCGAUAAGCAGUUUUCUCUCUCUCUUCAUCUCUGCUAGCACACUGGAAGCUACACAGGGGCGAAAUCAAAGGGGGCAAAGCCCCACCUUACAAUUGAGUGCCUUGGUGGCGAAAAAGCACGCCUAGGCUAUCACGGAGGCCACAUGCAGCAGAUGCAUCUACUCGCAAUUGUCAUGUGUAGACCAGCAGUGCAAAGAUAUUGUUGUCAUUUUGACAUUGCAGACACAUAUAUGAUUAAUUUAUUUAACUCAAAAUUAGCAAUUAUGUAUUACUCAUAAUGCUCUCAUGAUGAUGUCGCAUGAUGACGUUGUGUUUGACACAAGAUUGUAAGCUCCCUGCUGCAUGCAGUGAAGUAAUAUUUGGAUCACAUGUUCACAGCAGUCUCUACAACAGAUCGGCAAUUUUCUUAUUAUGCUAAAGAAGUGUUUCAGGGCUUCCUUCAAGCACUUGUUAAAUGACAUUUGGUGUUUCCUUUAGCUUGGCAAUAUUAGAUAUGUACUUUAUUUUCUUGCUUCAUUUUGUUAUAUUUUACCUUUAUAUAAUACCCUGGGCUUUUCAGGGGAAUACUCCUAAUUGGGUAAAAGCAACAUGUCAUUUGCAGCAGCAGUUGGCACAAUCUAUCUAACAAUCAAAAUAAAUGUGUCAAUUCUAUGACUGGCAGAAUUAUGGGGCAUUAUUCUUCCAGUUAACAUUUACUUAUGAGAAAAAUUGCAGUUCAGGAAAGUGGUAACUGCAACACCAAGUAUGUAUUUUCUAAACUAGGGCUGAGUGCAUGAUUUCUAGCAGAUUGGCAUGCUUUGUCUUUUACUGGCCAUGGUUUUGAAGUUGCAACAUGCCCUUUAAGGUUACCUAAUAUAAUAAGGUAAUAUUAUUUUAUGAAUUCGUAAUUCUCACAUGGUCUUCAUGUCUGUGGCCAUGAAAGAUGUGUUGCCUAAACAAAUUAUCUCUUAACCUUCACUGCACUGAGUUUCAUGACUACUCGUACUCAACAUUCCAUGAAACACCUGGCAUAAUGCAGUACAGGGUGUUUGAGUCUACCAGUUACAUUUUAUUGGGACUGUUAAAUUGUGAAGAAGUUUGUUUGCUGUUUGGUUGUCUGGCUUACGUGACCCCUAGAUUAAUGAUAACUUGUGCACUUGUGUUUGCAAUUAAAGCUUCUUAAUAUAGUUACCUGAAAGAGCUAGUGCAUUCAAGGAGCAAUUUAUUCCCAUUCUCAGCACUAUAUAGCCAGAUGAAAUUCUGAAGAAAGGAGUUUGCCAUGCCGCCACUGGUCACGGUGGCAGUAUGUGCUACAGUCACCACACCUGCCGCAGUCACCAGUGGCAUAGUUGCCAAGUAAGAUAAGCAGGAGCACUGACUCGCACGGUAAGGUCAUCCAGCUAGCAUCCUGCCAAUUCAAACUUCAUGGAGUAACACAUGACUUAUAGCAACAGCUGUGCAGUGCCUGCAUUAUUUCGAAAUUCUGAUGGUAUUUUGAGCUCUCAGCACAGCAGUCAGCUUAUUUUGCUUUCUUCCAGCUGCAGAUAACAGAAGGCUUCGAUGAGAUGCAUUUUCAUCACACUGACAAAGUCGAGCUGACACUGUUCAUUAUCACACACAAAUAUAUUUUUUUUCUUGCUGCCCUGCUUAUAAGGUUGCAGGCACAUUAAGCCAUAACAGCUAGCGGAAAUAGAAAAGGGAGAGGGAGCAUAUUACAGAGGCUCAAAAAAGAGUAGUGGAAGGCAGCGCUGUAAAAAGUUAGAAUUGGCAUGUUGGUGCGUCGUUGUUAGGACGUAACAAGUGCAUUAGAGAUGAACAGCUUGGCGCUCCUGCCCAUGUUCCUCCGUGGAUGUGGUCCCAUGUGCAGCUGCUCUGUGGCUGGCUCACUUUCAUUUUGUAUCUUUCAUUUUGGAGCUUUCGUGGUGAUGGUGACGAGCACUAGCAUCUGUGAGAAUGUCUUUGUAGUGCACAGUGUAAUGAUGUAGAUUUGGUGUGCUUCUAUCAUUAAGGUAACCAGCCUCUUGCAAAAAAAAAAAACAAUAAAAGCAGGCUGUGCUCACUUCUGGAGUGAUCUCAGUGGCUGCGUGAUGAAAGGCAGGGGUGGCGAGAUCUCCAUAGGUGCUCUUUUCCUCUGAAUUUCAGCAAAUGUGCAAAGGUAAGAUACACUUGUUAGCUUCCUCAAUAACAUUCUUGUUCUAAAUCUUGUCUGGCGAAGUGACAUCGAGGAUAUGUUUUAAUUGCUUGGAAGCAAUGGCACUGCGAGACAGCAAUUUAGAAAGAUGUCUACUUUGUUAAUUAUGCUUGUGACUGCAUAACCAUAUCUAUAGGUCAACAACCUGGACACUCAAAUAGUAAGCAUACAGUCGCUGCAAUUUAAUUGCCCUAAUUUUAGAAAAUUUUGUGCAGCUGCUGAAAGACACCCUGAAUAUUACAUAUUGUAUACACACACAUCAUAUUGCAGAUGCAUAUAUUUUCAUAUCUUGCAGUAUUAUUGAGCUCUUGGCAAGCUUGUGCAUCCUGGAGCAGUGGCUGUGGGGAGCCAGUGAAAGAUCCUGCCCUGUAAAAAUUAACUUGUGCAAAUCCUAGGCCCAUAUUAACUUACUUUAUUGACCUUGUGCCUUAGAUAUUUCUGUUCAGGAAUAUUUGGUCUGUGGAAGUGUAAUGUUGACUCACUGUGUAAGGCUCUGUCAUGUUUCCAAGAAAUGACUAUACAGGAAAUAAAGAGCAGUCAUUGUCCUUAAA
Dermacentor andersoni is the source of this 8920-nucleotide messenger RNA. Its product is annotated as transmembrane protein 98-like. Gene Ontology annotation, cellular component: endoplasmic reticulum. The record is from RefSeq and is a predicted model, not a curated record. Lineage: Eukaryota; Metazoa; Arthropoda; Arachnida; Ixodida; Ixodidae.